Messenger RNA from Aspergillus piperis CBS 112811, 2044 nucleotides. RefSeq lists its product as uncharacterized. The record is from RefSeq and is a predicted model, not a curated record. The transcript is spliced from 3 exons. The coding region runs from base 100 to 1842 and encodes 580 amino acids. NCBI's taxonomy places the organism in Eukaryota, Fungi, Ascomycota, Eurotiomycetes, Eurotiales, Aspergillaceae.
CGGUCCCCGACGCAUUAUCGCAACCAACACCCCUCGACAUCAAUCGGCAACUCCUCUCCCUUCAGAGAGGUCGCUGCCACCAGAGCUUGCAGGCAAGCCAUGGAGCCACAGAAUCUGCAGGCAGCAUCUACUUACAUCAAUAAUGUCUUGCUGGCCAGGGGGCUGCUGAAGAGCGGCCAACCCAUUGAUUUCGCCAACCCUGAAGAUGAGGAGGGAGGCACGGCGGCCACAAUGGGGAGGAUCAUAAAUUUGGUCAACGAUUUGGUUCUGCGCAGAGAUCGUGAAGCCGAACACCGAGAGAAUCUAGCGACCACAAUCCGCACCCUACGCGCGGAGGAAUCGCAAAAAACAGCAGAGUUGGAGAAAGUCAAGACGAAGGCCUCCGAGCUAACCCGUUCCCUGGCUCUCGCAGAAGCGCAGGAACGAGCAUUGAAGGCGAACGCUUCUAGUGCCGAUUCGACAAUCCGAGGACUGAAAGAGCAAGUGCAGCGUAUGAAGACGACCAUCCAGCAAGUUCGAGCUCAAUGCGCCAACGACAUCCGCAAACGCGACCUGGAAAUGCAGAAACUGAAAUCGCACUUGGCUGAACGCCAGCGCGGAAAGCGGGAAGGGCUGUCGAUGACCACUAUCAAUAUCAACCCAGCAGCCAGUCAAUCGUCCCGAUCUAGACUGGCGGCCGGUGGUGAGGGCAUCAACGAUCCUGGAUACAGCCUCAAGCAGGAAACGAACGACUUCCUCACUGAACUAUGUCAAAACCUCAGCGACGAAAAUGAUACGCUAAUAUCAUUGGCACGGAACACAGUCGAAACUCUGAAGGAUCUCCAGGGUCUAUCACAAGCCGAAGACGAAGAUAAGUCCGCGACCGGGAUGGCAAGCGUCGGGGCUGGACGGUCCCUGCAAGGCUCGGUAACGGCGCUACCUACCUCUUGUGACGAGCUAUCAGCACAAAUGGACCAUGUCCUCGAGCAUCUACGAACACUGCUCACGAACCCAUCGUUCGUACCUCUCGAGGAAGUAGAAAUGCGGGACGAAGAAAUUAAACGACUUCGCGAAGGCUGGGAGAAAAUGGAAAGUCGGUGGAGCCAGGCCGUUACAAUGAUGGAUGGCUGGCAUAAACGGAUCGCGGAUGGAGGCCAUUCGAUUCAAGCGGAAGAGCUCCGACAAGGCUUAGACCUACGCCUAGACAUCACGCAAGCACUGUCUCAAGACGUGGGGCGAGACACGACCAUCCAGUCACCCAUUUUCGAAGACCAAGAGGCAGAAGAGGAGGAAGAGAAACAAACCGCUGCGAAGGUUACCACUGAGCCUAGUCGGCCUGCAGAGUCCCCCAGGAGAACUCGCCAGUCGACGCGAGAAACGAGAUCCAGGAGAGCCAGUAAAGCCUUGAAAGAAAAGAGUGACAACAUCAUGACUGGACGCUCGCCACGGAAGGUCUCAUUUACUGCGGGUCUACAAGACUCGCCUUGCGAACCGAGCGCGGACGAUGAGACGCUACAAGUAAAAGCACACCGUUCGGAAGCGGUAACACGUAGACCAUCAAGAAGGAAAGCUGAAUCGAAGGGGCUCUCCCGCCAGGGAAGCAGCGCUCAAAGUCCCCAGCCCAAAGAGUCUCGCCGGGCAGCUGCUAUCCAAGCAUCAAGCAGCCAAGCUCGCCUGAGCGUGCCCCAGAAGCUAGCAGCUGCUGAAAGCGAGGCCCGGGAGGCAGAAAAGGCUCGCAAAGAGAGCGAGAGUCGUAAGCGUGGGCGGGCUCUCAAGGGAUCCAGCAAAGGACACCGGGAUCGACGCCGAAGCACACUCACCAGCGACGAGCUGGGAGAGCUGAUGGGGAUGCCUGCAAAGUGAAGUGACGAUUUGUUUCAUGAUGAUGUUCCUGGGAGACAAGCUUAUUCGAUACCCCCUCGUUCACUGUCUGAGUAUAUACCUUGCCUGUUUGCAUACUUCCUGCCUUGGUGACGACAUAAUCAUGACCUGCCUCUUUCCUCGUUUUGUAUAAUUAAUACAACCCGGUAUAACUACAAUACCACAAGUAAUUUCUCGAAGCAGC